Drosophila santomea is the source of this 1169-nucleotide messenger RNA. Its product is annotated as protein nemuri. Bases 627 to 1133 code for a protein of 168 amino acids. The transcript has 2 exons. The record is from RefSeq and is a predicted model, not a curated record. Lineage: Eukaryota; Metazoa; Arthropoda; Insecta; Diptera; Drosophilidae.
ACAAUUUUAAAAAUUUUCCUUUAAGAAAUGAGUUUAAAUUUCAGUGUUUUUAUCUGCUUUAUUUGUUAAUAAAAAUAGGUCAAUUAAAGCUUGCUAUUUUUAAAUGCAAAAAGACAAAGUUCGCUUUUCUGAGUGUUUUCAUGUACGAUGCCCAACUAAUAAGGUUAGCAACGUGUAAACAGUCAUUACGUGAGUGGCUCUGUGUUGUCUGGCCAGUGGGUUCGGUGGCACAAGGAGCAAGAAACCAAUUAUUUGCCGACGGAGCGGAGUAGCAGUUAGCAGUUAGCAGUUGGCCAGCCGGAGGGCAAGCAAUUUGUAAGGAAAUGAAGCGCAAGCAGGGGAACCGGAAAAUGUGCUGCAGUUGAAAGGCGAAAGGGUAAACAAAAGAUCAAAUUAAUAGCCGCACAGCAUCGAUAUCGAAACCGGGAUGGCAUGGAUGGAGGGGGGCAAAUACAGCUGUGUGUGUUGCAACAUCUUGCAGUGGGCAAACAUUGAAACAGGUGCUAUGGCUUAGAGUUCCAAGUUCCAGUGAAUCUAGACAGUAUAAAAAACCGGAGGUGACACCUCGAAAGCAUCACAACCACUUCCGGCCUUCCACAAGCAACAGUUCGUCUGCAAGCCACAAUAUGUCAGCUAAAUAUACCCUGAUCUUUGCCCUGGCGGCCCUCUGCUGCCUGGUGGUCUCCACCGAAGCGGCGGCCCAGCGCAGCCGAGUCCUCAGCUCUCGCCGUGGCUCCGAGCUGGUCGAGAAGACCUCGGACAACCAGGAGGAGCUCGAGCUGGCCGCCCAGGAGCAAGAGCUGCAGCGCCAGGAGCAGGAGGAGCAGAAUGACAAGCUGGAGGGACGCAGUGAUGACGUUGCCGCGGGCACCGAUAACAAACAGGACAAGGAGACCGCCACCAACAAGAAGGACACCAUCGUGAAGCCCAACAAGGACGAUGCCCGUGCCCGCCGCAUCGUUCGUGCCGGUCGUCGUCGUGGUGGACGCCGAGGUGGUCGUCGUGGUGGCCGCCGAUCCGGGCGCCGUGGAGGACGACGAGGUGGACGUAGGCGCGGUGGACGACGUGGUCGUGCCGGUGCUCGCCGUCGCACCUCCAUCAAGAGGCGUUCCGGCAAGGGCAACAAGGCCUAAGAAAUUCCCCUAACAGAUAUAAGACUAACCCGCCUG